Molecule: messenger RNA, 2609 nt
Organism: Oppiella nova
Lineage: Eukaryota; Metazoa; Arthropoda; Arachnida; Sarcoptiformes; Oppiidae
Source: the annotation of a GenBank genome assembly
GUUAAUAGAUUAUACAAUAAAACGAGUUUAUGUUACAAAAUGUGUCGAUCCGUUAUCGCAACAAAUCAUUCAAAACAUAUUUUCCGUAGCAAUGAAGGAGUUUUGAAUUAAAUAAAUUAUAGUCAUAAAUGUAAUUGAAAGUCAAAAUAUGGAAACUAAUGGUCGAUCGGAGAGCACAGAGAGUGAGAGCGAACUGCAAUUGAUUUCGUUGUCCAUAAAGUCAUUCAAAGUAUUUGCGAUUAUAUUCUGUGGCUAUGUUUUGGGUUAUUUCGGGCUCAGUAUCGCAUGGAUCCUAAUCGCUGUAUUUGUAUGGGUUUUGCGAUACAAAUACUUCAUUCAACAGACAGAAAAAGUUAAUCUCUUGAGAUCUAUCGCUUCCAAUGAGAAGUUAGCCAUAACUUCUGCCAUCAAAGACUUGCCCUCUUGGGUCCACUUUCCGGAUAGAGAAAGAGCCGAAUGGAUCAAUAAGAUUAUGAAACAAAUGUGGCCUUUCAUUCACGAGUACAUGAAGACUGUCAUUAAACAGAGUAUCGAACCAAACAUCACUUCAGCGCUUCCAGACUAUUUAAAGAGUUUCAAAUUUGAAAAAUUAGACUUGGGUUAUGCCGGCAAUUGUGACAUUCAGGUGCGGGUAAAGGGCAUGAAAGCAGGCAUUAAGAACUUGCAAUUAUAUGGAUUAAUUCGGGUUGAGUUACGGCCACUACUUAAGGACAUACCACUUGUCGGAAGCGUUUCUUUCUAUUUUCUCAAUAAUCCUGCCAUUGAUUUCAAUUUAACUAAUUUGGCCGACAUUUUAGAUACGCCAGGCGUCAGUAAUUACUUAAGGCAUGCCAUCCAAGAGAAAUUGGCGGCUCUUAUGGUUCUUCCCAACAAAAUCGUUGUCCCACUCAUUGACGGCCUCUCAAUGAAAUCAAUUAAGUUUUUAGCACCGAUUGGAGUCAUUCGGAUGGAAGUGAUUGAAGCGAGAAAUUUAAAGAAGAGUGACGUCGGGAUGUUAGGUCUAGGAAAGAGUGACCCAUACGUGAGGCUCACAAUCGGAAGCCAAGAAUUCAAAUCUCCAGUCAUUUACAAUACAGUGAAUCCCAAAUGGAAUUACAUCUGCGAAGCGGUGGUCCAUCACUUGCACGACCAGAAUAUUGAGAUAGAAGUGAUGGAUGAGGACCAGGGAAGCAAAGAUGACUUCUUAGGCAGAGCUUAUCUCUCACUUAAGGCUAUAUCGGCCGAAGGCAUGAGUGAAUCGUGGCUUACAUUGAAGGACAUAAAAACGGGUGCCAUUCACGUGAGAACCACUUGGUUUGCAUUAAGUGAUUGUAUGGAACAACUCAACGAUUCCAUCGAAGAAAGUAAAUUAAUUAAAUGUAAAUACAGUCCCAUUGGAGGCACUGAUGAAUUCGAUGGACAAACAUGUGGUUCAGUGGCCGUUAUCACAGUGUAUUUGGACGGCGCCAGCAAUUUAGCCGUAAUUAGCAAAACAUCGGGAGAGCCCGACCCCUAUUGUCUGAUAUCAGUGGGAGGACAACAGCGACAAAGUAUUGUCCAGAGAUCUACUGCUAAUCCUAUUUGGGAGGAAACCUUCAAUUUUCUCAUUCAAAAUUUCAAUCAAGACUUAGAGUUAACUUUCGAUAUAAUUGACAGCAAAACAAAUCGAGACUUAGGAAGGGCUCAACUGAAGCUCCAGAAUGUUAUUUCAUGUGAUAACUUAUCAUUCAGUCAACCCCUUGCUAUAAAAGGUCGGGGACCUGACUCUAAGCUCAACGUUAAUAUUAUGAUGAGGAUAUUAAAACCACAGACAACCACACAUACCGGUGGGCCUCCAGUUAUACUCGAAGAACCCGUUGAUGAAAGUGAGGAAACAAAAGUUCCCACUUUGGAGGACAUCAUCAGAGGUACAGUGCAACCAAUCAUCGAUACGAGUGGUUUGAAAACAAAUUUCAUGGAUAAGUCACAAAUGGAUAGAAAACAUAGCGUUUCGAAAGCUAAUGGGUCUAAAGCAGCAGAAAAUACAGAUGAUUACGAUGAAUGUGAUUACCCAAGAAUACAACUAACAAUCACACCGUCAGAAUCUGAUAAUAGAUUAAGUCUUAUUGUGCAUAAAGCAGAGAAUUUGCCCAAAAUUGGUGAUAAGACUCCCAACCCUUACGUCAAGAUAUUUGGUACUCCGGAUAAAAUAUCGCGAACUCUUAGAGAUAAUAGUCUUAAGACUGGCACUAAAAGAAACACUUGUCAUCCGAUAUUUGAUGAAAAUUUUCAAAUGGAUAGAAAGUGGAAAGGCGUGGAAAUAGUGGUCUACUCUAGAAGUGGUUCAUCACAUCAUGUGUUCAAAAGAAAGGCUAAAAUAAUAGGAUUGGCGACCAUUGAGUUCACAGCAUUUGCAGAUAACUUUGAGCCCAUUAAAGAGUGGUAUGAUUUGGAACAACUCAAAGACUAAAUACCUUUUGAAAAAUCUCAAAAUGCUUGAAAUGUACUAUACAGUAAUGUACUAGGAGCUAAAUAUAACUUAUUAUUAUCAACUCAUGUCAUACUCAGUCAUUAAUUGGUAUCUUGAAAGCAGUCAUAAUUUAAUACUACCGGUAAUACAGUGAGAAUUUUGUAUAAAAGAUUUAUAACAC